Messenger RNA from Erythranthe guttata (spotted monkey flower), 2024 nucleotides. It is a transcript of the gene GAUT11, whose product is annotated as galacturonosyltransferase 11. Gene Ontology annotation, molecular function: polygalacturonate 4-alpha-galacturonosyltransferase activity. Lineage: Eukaryota; Viridiplantae; Streptophyta; Magnoliopsida; Lamiales; Phrymaceae. The record is from RefSeq and is a predicted model, not a curated record.
UUGGGAACCUAUGCCUUGUCUGAGUGAGAGAGAGAGAGAGCUCUUUCCUCACAAUCAAAGCGAGUCUAUUCUGCUUUAGUUUUCACCCCAAAUAAAUACAUCUGCAGAUUUGCACGAUUUUAGCAUCAAGUUCUUGAUUUUCGUCACAGUAUUCUUAACCGGGGGUCUCGAAGAAUUCUCAAUUUAUUUAAAGUCGGAAAGAUUCCAUCUUUUUCGCUGUCGGGCGGCCGGUCCGAUGAUGCAGCAAUAAGGGAUCAAAUGGGCAGUCAUGUAAUCCUGAAUCGGCGCUGAAUCGUGGAAGAUUCCGGUGAGAGAUGCGGCGGCGGGCGUUCGACUAUCGGCGCCCGGUUCGGAGGAGGUUCUCUUGUUGGAUCUGGUCACUUCUUCUGUUGUUUGUGAUUGGGGGUUCCAUUCUUUUUGUUGUUCAGCAUAACCACCGCCAAGAGGAUCAUGUCGAAUCUCCUCUUUUGGAGAUAAAUUCGAGAAAAGAAUCGAUCGUUCACGAGAGUAGUCGGAAUUUCACGGAUGAAAUAUUAAGCGCAAGAUCAUACGCCAGACAAAUAUCAGAUCAAAUGACACUCGCCAAAGCUUAUGUCAUCAUUGCUAAAGAACACAAUAACCUCCAUCUCGCAUGGGAGCUCAGUUCCAAAAUACGAAGCGGCCAGUUACUGCUCUCGAAAGCCGCAACUAGAGCGGACCCCAUUUCUCCAAACGAAGCAGAACCCAUCAUUAAAAGCUUAUCGGGCCUCAUUUUUAAAGCCCAAAAAGCCCAUUACGAUAUCGCAACCACAAUUAUGACCAUGAAAAACUUCAUCCAAUCUAUCGAAGAGCGUGGAUAUGCAGCUACUGUGCAGAGUACAGUGUUGGGACAAUUGGCCGCCGAAUCGUUACCCAAGAAUCUUCAGUGCGUCGAGAUUAAACUGACGUCCGAUUGGCUGCAAAACAAGUCCAUGAUAGAGCUCGCGGAAUAUACCAGGGAAUAUUCUCCUCGACUGGUGGACAACAACCUUAACCACUUUUGUAUAUUUUCAGACAACACUAUCGCAGUUUCGGCUGUGAUUAAUUCAACCGUUUCGAAUACAGAGCACCCCACACAGCUCGUUUUUCAUGUAGUGACGAAUGGAGUGAAGUACGGAGCCAUGCAGGCUUGGUUCUUUAGUAACGAUUUUAAAGGUGCAAUAAUCGAAGUCCAAAAUAUUGAGGACUUCACUUGGUUGAACUCGAGUUACUCGCCUUUAGUGAAGCAACUACACGAUAAUCCCGGCGUCGAGCCGAACUACAUCUCUUUGCUAAAUCACCUCCGAUUCUACAUACCGGAGAUUUAUCCGUUCUUGGAAAAGAUAAUCUUUCUCGACGAAGAUGUUGUUGUGCAGAAAGAUUUGACGCCUCUAUUUUCGCUCGAUCUGCAUGGAAAUGUGAAUGGUGCGGUUGAAACUUGCCUCGAAAGUUUCCACCGUUACUACAAAUACCUCAAUUUCUCGAGCCCACUUAUCAGCACGAAAUUCGACCCUCAAGCGUGCGGAUGGGCUUUUGGAAUGAACGUGUUCGAUUUGAUCGCAUGGAGGAAGGCUAAUGUGACAGCUAGGUACCAUUACUGGCAGGAACAGAACGCUGAUUGGUCGAUUUGGAAGAUGGGUACACUUCCUCCGGGAUUAUUGGCGUUUUACGGGCUCACAGAGCCGUUGGAUCGAAGAUGGCAUGUGCUGGGGUUAGGGUACGAUUCGAGUAUAGAUCAACGGUUGAUAGAGACUGCAGCGGUGGUUCACUUUAACGGGAAUAUGAAGCCGUGGUUGAAAAUGAGCAUCGGGAGGUAUAAGAAUCUUUGGCAACGGUAUGUGAAUCAGAGUCACCCACAUCUUCGAGACUGUCUCACCACAAGUUGAUAGGUUGAUACUAUACUUUUUUUUUCCGUUCGAAUUACGUGAUAUUUGUUCCGAAUUUUACGAUCUUGUAACAAUAUUUUUCGUUCCAAAUUUUGAAAUUUUGAUUUUUGAUUUUGAUUAUUAUUAAACCACAUUUGGAAU